AACCCAUUGACAAGUCUCUGACUACCCCGGCCUAGAGUCGCCCCAUCUCCUUGUCGUCUGCCGUCUCCUACACUCCCUUCCUCUACCCCCAACAUGGCGUUACGACCCUUCUCGCGCCAGUCGCAGUCGACUGCAGCACAGUCACCGAAUAGUAAUGCGCUUUUGUUUGGCGCUUCCCGACCAACAAAUGGCACCACCUCAAACGACCCGCUCCAACCACUGCGCGCAAUGGCCGACCGCGUGGGCAAGGAGGUCGAGAAGUUUGCAGAGCGAGUCGACCACUGGCACACGCACGGAAACGACUCCAAGAGGGCCAAAUAUCACACCACGGUCAAGUUGGUGGGCAAAUUCCAGGAUGUCGCAGAAUCUCAUGUCAAGGAGCUGAAGCGAACAACCGAAGCAGAGAACAAGGGCAGUCUAAGCAAAACUAUCCGGCGGCAGAUACAGAGCAUGGCAGAUGCGUCGGAGAAUGCGCCUCAGAGUCUCUUCGCUCAGUCAUCCCAAUCCAUCAAUUCGUCGAUUGAGAACAACACCGCCCCUGUUUCCGCGAACGUCCAGGAGCUUCGAGAAUGGCAGGCCGAGCUUGCGACAUGGAAACUACUCAAGCUUGUCAUUGAACACUACCACCCUGAUCCCGAUACCGAUGUAGCUGCAGAAAAGAAGGCGCGUUUGGAGACUGCUGGAGGCACUGCACGGUACUGCAAGAAUAGCGAGAUUUGGGACCGGUUCAUACUGGAGGAUGACCAGGCGAAAGAGAAGGCUCUUGUCCUUCGUUGGUUAGAGCAGACUGCACGAGACAGCGAAAGCGACGUCAAGGCCAUCACCGCAGCACUCGAGGAGCAUUCGGGCAAGGGCGCGCAUACAUGGACAAGUGGCUGGCUUGACACCAAGGCGAAGAUUAAGCAGGCGAAGCGUAUGGAGGGUGCCGAACAGCCAUUAAAGCCCGGCAGCACAAACAUCCAGACCUCGGACAAGACCGCGAACCUUGUAACACAGCUCGACCCAGAUGCUCCCUCCAGGCAGAAACGUGCGCUUGAAAAGAACGACGAGUACUACGAGCGUUCCCUUUGGAUGGUUGCAUACGAGAUGAUGCGCCGUGGACUGCCGUGGACAACCAUUGUUGACUGGUGCUACGAACGAAACGAAUCCUGGCGCGGAGUCAGCAUUGGAGCAGCAUAUGAGAGUCAUCCUGAAGGUGGUCCUAAUGUUGCCGGGCCAACUGUUGGCUAUCUGUUCCGCCGCAUGUGUUUCUAUGCUGCGAGGGGGGCACGGAUACCUUACGAGGGCGCAGUAUACGGCCUGUUGAGUGGAGACUUGAAGCAAGUGCAAGCAGUCUGUCGAUCUUGGGACGACCAUCUUUAUGCCCAUUACAACGCCCUCCUUCUUUCCCGGUUCGAUAUGUACCUCCAAAAGAACUAUCCUACCAAGGUGACUGAGAGCCUAACCCAGAAGUUCCUGUUCCAGGAUGCUGUAGCCAACAUUGGAGAUUGGGAGGCUUCGCCUGAGAAGGUCAUUGGCAUAUUAAAGCAACAGAGGAGUACUGCUAGCCAAGCUAUAUCACCGAUUAAGCUCAUUCAAGGCGCGCUUAUCGGCAGAGAUGCUGACGACCUGAUGCUGAAAGUUGGCAUGGCCUUAGCGGAUAUGUUUGCUCAAGACAAACGACCUCACAGCCUUAUCAUACACCCAGAUUCGCCAGAGGAAGACCGAUCGCCUAUACCAGCAGGAGAGUACCGGACCUUUGAAGCAGAGCGAUACUACCAGAACCUUGUCAAAGAUCCCCACGCUUUUCGAAUCUUGGUGCACAUCUUCAUUGUCCUCCGUAAUGGACUUCAUACGCUCUUUGACGAUACACAACAAGACAAACAGUUCCUAACCAUGGACAAUGUCAUCGCUGCCUACAUUGAGUUCCUGCGCCUUACUCACCGUUUUGAUGCCAUCCCGCUUUACGCGGCGCAGCUGAUCGAAGAGCGUGCGGCAUAUACCCUAGCACGCGUCCUUCCCGACAUCAAGAACAGCACUGAGCAACGGCACUGCGUUGCGCUGAUGGAAUCAUAUCGACUCGAUGUUAUCCAGGUCGUGUCUCAGAGCUUUACGUUUGCUGCACGGGAUAGUGGAUUCACCCACUUCAACAGUGCGGGCAUUACUGUCAUCACAAACCCCAUCAAGCGUUUCAAAAUCUUGGAGCAGGUCAGCGUACCUCAUGAGCAAGUCCUGUGGCCUGGUGUACGUAUAAAGCGGUCAUUCGAUGGCGAGCAAAUCAGCGAGCAAGAUGAGAUUAUUGUUGAUGCCUUGCAAUGGUACAACUAUAUUGGCAGAGAUUACGAACACACAUUUGAGCACCUCAACAAUGCGCUGACCAUCUUCCUUCUCAACGGUCGCUUAGCUGCUGCCGAGAAGGUCAUUAAUGAUCUCAGCGUCGAGUCUCUCUCGCUGUCACGUACAGAAGCCCUUACUGGCUAUCCUUUCGAUUUGAUGACUCCUGGAGCAGAAGAACAAGAUGAGCGUCAACUCCAUGAGCAUCGGGACAGUCUCUCAGCCGCCGCACGAGCUUCUGCGAUUCCUAUUUCACAACUGCCUGAUGCCAACCAGCACAGGGAAUUGGUGAUGCAAUUGCGCCAAGCCAGCUUGCCAUACUACAACCUCCAGCAAAUCGUUCGCCUACUCAUCCUUUUCCGCGAAUGGCGCGAGGAGGAGCAAGCACUCAUACAGAUCCGUGCCGACCGUCAGAAAGAGACCACCGGUGCGAAGGCAAAACCAGACACUCAACAUACGAAGGCUCUUCUGGACUCCAUUUCCACCAUCUUUGACACACUCCUACCCUCGAUCUCUCUCUAUUCCACCGCCGACUCUCACUACUUGACAGAGCAAACGUGGGAUCUCCUCAAAGCCUACAUUCCCGACAUCAUUCUUGCCUAUCUCUCCGUUCUCCAGUCUGCAUCGUGGUUCUUGAACAAGGACCCCGCUAUCAAGGCCAUGGAGGUUGCUGUUGUCAUAGCUGAUAAGAGUAACGAGUGGCUGCAACGCUGUCUACUAGAGACUGGCAGGAUGAGUGAGGUAUUGGAGUGUUUGGCUGGCGUAUCCAAGUGCAUGUUGAAGCUCACCGAGGGUGGCAAGGAGAAGGGCAACAAGAAGCGAGGAGGCAAGGGAGAGACGCUGAGAAUAUGGGAUUUGGGUGCUAGAUAGCGCGCGUGCAGAGAAAUGGAGAGAAAAUGACUACUGCAUGUGUAAUAUACUUUUUUUUCUUCUGGUUUUGCGCUAGCUAUAGUCUGCAUGAAGAGCACAUCUAUAGAAGCACUAACUAUAUGAUAU
Molecule: messenger RNA, 3309 nt
Organism: Bipolaris maydis ATCC 48331
Lineage: Eukaryota; Fungi; Ascomycota; Dothideomycetes; Pleosporales; Pleosporaceae
Product: 107-domain-containing protein
Biological process (GO): post-transcriptional tethering of RNA polymerase II gene DNA at nuclear periphery; protein import into nucleus; mRNA export from nucleus
Cellular component (GO): nuclear pore; nuclear pore outer ring
Molecular function (GO): structural constituent of nuclear pore
Source: RefSeq, a predicted model, not a curated record